UGGGAAAUCCAGAAAAUCACGCAAAACGUCGGAGAGGGUUGAAACAUAUGUUUUCCUCUGUAUCAAAGUCGACCAACAUUAUUUUAAGAUGUUUUCCGCCGUGUUUAUAUUCUUUAUUUUCUAUUGAUGUUUCUAGUUAGUUGUUUAUUAAUGUAAUUAGUGCUGUAAAACAAUCGCAGAGUGUUUGUAGAAAUCUGUACCUGAAAUAUAUUAGUGUUUACAUUACGGUGUUUAUAUACUAUAUCUACCUGUAGACAAACACCUCUGGAAAUUUUAUAAAUGGUGAUAAAGACAGCAACAUAUUCAGGCAUGAAUCUAAAGGGAGAAAUUAGGGAAAGCAUUUCUUUAGAUGAAGAUGACCUCAGUGACGUGGAAGAUGAGGUUUUUAUUAGAGAUGGGAAAAACGGAUAUAAGCUUGCUGAAGAGCUCAAUGUAAAAAGGCCCUUGAUGGCCCCUAGAAGAAAAAUUGGAAAGCAUGACUGUUCAGGUUCAAGACUAAAAGCCAAACACACCUGCAGAGCUUGGUGCAAACCCUGUUGUUAUGUCCUGGCUUCCCUAAGCGUCCUCAUUGGUCUAAUAGUAUUGGUAGUCGUCUUGGUUUCCAUAUAUCCAUUACCUCUGGACAGAUUAAGAGACUGGAUAAUAUCCAAACCAAAGAGUACAGAAAUUAGAGACAAACCUUUGCCUUGUACCAAUUUGAAAGUUAGCGAAGUUUGGUCUACGAAUUUACCUAUUUUAACCAGUGAUUCCCCUGUGAGAGUAUUGGACAUAGAUGGGGAUAAAGUCGAUGACGUCAUAUUUGGAUUUGGUACAGGAGAAAACUACAACAUCCUUCCCCCAGAAAUUUUUUGUCCAGUUUUCUUAGGAGUGUCCCCACCAUGCCGAGGGGGAAUUAUAUCCCUAAACGGUGCAUCGGGGGAUAUAAUAUGGAGACACUGGAUCAACGACACUGUGUUUAGUCUCCAUUGUACAGCGGAUAUAAAUCAGGAUAACUUAAAUGAUUGCCUAGCUACAGGAGUUGAUGGGACAGUUACAGUCAUCGAUUCCAAAACUGGGCAGAGCAUUUGGGAAAUCAACGCAGGCAGAAUGGACAUAUUCCUGAUGAAUUUUAUUCCUGAUCAGGACGGAGACAACGUUUCGGAUAUAAUCAGUUCUCAUUCAUCAUUGACAGGUGAUGAAAAUGGUCAUAUAAUUCUGUUAUCUGGAAAAACUGGACGUGAGCUCAAAAGACUGUCAGUACCAAACGGAUCAAAGACCUUUUAUAUGCCCCAGAUAUUUAAGCAAAAUAGUACGACUACGAUGGUACUGUAUGGAACGGGAAGUCCAAACACACCUGGAAAGUUAAGAGUUAUCUCUUUGGAUAGCAUAGAUUUCUUGCCAAACAAAUCUACUACAGUGUACGAAGACAAGUACAAAGGCAUAUUGACCCAAGCAGUCUUGGUGGAUAUUUCUGGAGAUGGUGUACCAGAUAUAAUAUCGUCCAUGUACAAUUCUACGGUGGUGGCAAUUGAUGGAAAGACUUUGGUACAAAUCUGGAACUACUCUAUUCCUGAUGCCGUGACUAGUAUGAUUCCCACUCCGGCAUAUUUUAAUAGCGACAAUGUGACGGAUUUCCUAGUUGUUUAUCAAAAAUACGACAAUAUCUUUCAUUAUAAUUACACGCAAACUUUGAUAAUCGAUGGUUUUACCGGACAGCCGGUAUAUCAGCCGCUCAGUGGCGGGUUAAUAACGCAAGGCAGUGGCUUGACCAUGAGUAUGGAGGGAAAAGGUCAUGAUAUUUUCCUUUUCUGGACAAGAGAAUGUUCAAAUAUGGACAUACAAAGCGUCAGUGAUCGGGUUAAGAAGUCUUUUGACCAAUGCAGUAAACAGUUCAAUUCAACUACUGUGGUGAAAUUGAACGCUUUAAAUGAAUAUCACCAACCGCCAGGGAUAAUUCUCUAUAAUUCAGGAUCAAAAAUAGCAUACGAGUAUAAAACGAAAUCAACCACAAUGAAGGUGAAAGAUUAUUACAAAACCCAUGAGCUUCCCAAGGUAAACUACGCUACUCGAUUGGUUGAAGAAAAAGGACAAUCGGAAAUCCCUAAAAGCUAUAGCGGUGAUCCAGUUCCAAUAGGAAUAAGGAAAUAUGGAAAAUCCAGUUUUAGACACAAAGACAGACCGAGUGGAAUCGUUAAAGAAUUCAAUAUACCUGCUCAAAAUGGAGAAGGAGGGAGUUUGAGUAUAAAUGAGCCUCAGUUGUCGAUAACAGAUCAGGACACAAGACUUCCCGAUCAAUCACAGGUUGACUACAACAUCUGGAUGUCAGGACCAGACGACCUGGACUCGGAUUUUUCCAACUACAAUCUAGGUGACGACACCAUCCCCUACAACCAAAAACAAAUGCUGUUCGACGAAGUUGAGUCCAAAAUGGCCCAGGCCAAUCGGGAUCCGAGGAGCAAAGAGAAGAAGCUGAAUAUAGCGAAGAUGGGAACCAUGGAACCGUCAAAGCUUCCCAAAUCGACAAAGAAGAAUCUGUCGGAUAAAAUCUAUGGGUACAGAAACGUGCGACUGGCUAAGGAUCGGUUGUUGAACGAUCAGGAAAAUUUGCCUACGGAUAUUCUGAGGGACACGUACUUCAAAAAUGAGGAAAAUAGAUUGAAAAAAGCCAAAUUCGAACAACGUGACGUUAACUCGCAUCUAGUUGGCCAAGUUGACUCAAUAGACGUCAAGAAGAUAUUGGAAGACGAAAAAGAAAACGGCAUCUUGAACGGUUCCACUACUUUGUGGGAUUUGGAAAAUGAAAAGGAACUGAACGAGCAAGAUGAGAGUGGAUUUUUGAGAGACAAAAGACAAAUUAGUAUUCCCAGUAAUAUUUGGGAAACCCAGCCCAAAGUCUCCUCAGUAGGAGCAAUUCUUGCAUCAGCAAAUUUUUCCAAUACAAUCGAUGUGGUUUUCAUAAAAUAUUGGCAACCUGUACAAAGUUCUUUGGAAUCGUUAUUGAGAACGGAUAUAGAAGAAUGUAUGGCUGCCAAAUUUCUUCAAGUAUCUCCAGAUGAGAAAACUACAGCCUCCGAACAGAACGCCCUGUUCCAAAAAGAAUGCCAAGACGAACAGGACGCCCUGAGAAGUAACUUCGUAUAUUUCAACCAAUUGGUCCAGUUGAAAUUAGGACAGAUGACCGUCUACAGAAUGAGGAUAACGUGUAACUGCGACAGCAGUUAUGACAGGGACAUCAAAGCGAGAUGUGUCAGAUUUUUGCCGAAAGGUUCGCAAGGCUGGUCGGAAUAUUUGGGCCAAGCGGGAGACGGCAUUUUUGUAAAUAGGCCCUAAAGUAUUGUAAUAUAUUUGUAAUAUUAAAGUAGGGAGAUAAUCAUUGGACAAAAAGAUUAACGAGAGAAUCGUUUAAAGCAACCAAUAAAAGUUGCGACGUGAAUGUCAUCAAAGACGUCGAACUAUUAUCAAAAUAAAUUUCUAAUAAAUAAAAAAUCGUUAGGAACGAUUUUUUGUAAGCGCACUUGCAAAAGACAUCGUCGUGGCAACAUUGCGACCUGCAUUCGUCAAACAUUUUGAUGACGUUCAUGCCAAAUUUUAUUGAUUUUCCUAUGCAUUAUUUUUAUAUUCAUACAUUAUAGACGGAACACUUUUACUAUUACUACAUCUUUUUUGUUUCUUUUAAUUUCUUGUUUUACUUAUAUUGAUAAAUUUUGAUUUUUUGCGAGUUUGAUACUCUUUUCUGUGUUUUUUUUUAUUAUUUCUUGUUUAUUUUAAAAUUGGUUUUAUACAUAGUGUGAAAAUCUGGAAAAGCGUUGUGUGAGGAUUUGACUUAUAGUGAGAUUAAUGUAAAUUUUAGAUAGGGGCAACUUCUCACUAGUAAGUAAUUAUGUACCUAUAUGAUAUACGUUAUGAAUAGUAAAUCAAUAAUUUAUGAAAUCUGGUUAAAGUUAACUAAUUAUUAGUUUUCGUUCUUGCAUUUUCGCAUUUAUUUAUUAUUUAGUUGUUUCAGUAGCGUAUCUAUAACUUUUGUUAUUGAAUAAUUAUAUUAACUUGCUUAUUUUUAUUAGAAAUAUAUUUUUUAACACUUAACAAUUUUAAUGCGUACUAACGUUAUUUAUUGACUUACUUGAAAAUAAAACUUUUAGCAGAUUACUGAGCCCUAAUUUAUAUUUUAUCAACACUUUAAAAAAAAUAGAACGCCACUGAUAAACCGGAAUUUAAGUCAGCCAUAUUAAAGCUCCAUCGCGGUCGAGCUAAUUUUGUUGAUAUGCGCCUUUUUUAGUCUUUUUGUUCAAUGUUAAAUAGAUAACUAAUUGGGAUAACUUAUUUUUCUUCUCUUCUUAUAGUUCUUCUCGCGAUACUUUUCAUCGAGUAUUGUCUAUUAAAUAAUUUGAAUUUAGCCGGCCUCUGCUUUUAUUCACACUAUCUUAAAAUUAUUAAAAAAAACUACCAAUAUUUAUAUCUUUGACGGAUCAUCUUGGAAGAAGUUACGUGAUAAGAUUUAUAGCAAGAAAGAUGGAGAAUCUUUAUACAGUAGGUAUGUCUCCGGAUUGUAUUUAAAAGAGGAAACAAUUUUUUUGUUCUCUAUAAAAAAUGUUGCUUGUUCUAAAAUGGUUAAUCCCGUUUAUACUUUUUCAAAUUUCGGUAUCGUUUUAGAGAAAAUUAAAAAAAAUGAAAAUAUAAGUACAAUAGUUGAAUUCUUACUAAGUCUUUUGUACCUACUAAGUACUUUUGAUAGAAUGUUAUUGAUAGAAUUUUAAUUAACGUCAUAUUUUUGCUGUUUUAAAAUGUCAAAGAAGCACAAAAUGUAUUUAGU
Sitophilus oryzae (rice weevil) is the source of this 4789-nucleotide messenger RNA. RefSeq lists its product as uncharacterized. The record is from RefSeq and is a predicted model, not a curated record. Gene Ontology annotation, molecular function: protein binding. The transcript has 14 exons. Lineage: Eukaryota; Metazoa; Arthropoda; Insecta; Coleoptera; Curculionidae. Bases 280 to 3309 code for a protein of 1009 amino acids.